AAAAUCCACUCGCUCUUUCAGAUACGCACAGCUCCUCACAUUCGCGCCCCUGCCAGCGAGCCGGGCCGCCUGACCAGACGGAUUCCCCGCCAGCCAGAUGCUGGAGAAUACACACUGACUUGCUGCUUUCCAAACCCCUAAUCAGUCUCUUUCCUCAUACAAAGAUUCCUUUAAAAAACAAGCAAACAAACCAAAAACUAUAUAUAUAUAUUUUUUUUAUUUGCAUCUUUCCUCUGGGUCCCCUGCUCCACAGCCUGCGCGCCUCCCAUCACCACUUUUCACUCCCAAAGAAAGAUGAAAGGUGGCUGUGUCUCCCUGUGGAAGGCGGCCGCCGGGCUCCUCUUCUGUGUCAUGGUUUUUGCAUCUGCCAAGAGACCGGUCUUCACGAAUCAUUUUCUUGUGGAGUUGCAUAAAGGAGGAGAGGAAGAAGCUCGCCAAGUUGCAGCAGAACACGGCUUUGGAGUCCGAAAGCUUCCUUUUGCUGAAGGCCUGUACCACUUUUAUCACAAUGGUCUUGCAAAGGCCAAGAGAAGACGCAGCCUACACCACAAACAGCAGCUGGAGAGAGACCCUAGGGUAAAGAUGGCCUUGCAACAAGAAGGAUUCCACCGAAAAAAGCGAGGGUAUAGAGAUAUCAAUGAGAUCGACAUCAACAUGAAUGAUCCUCUAUUUACAAAGCAGUGGUAUCUGAUCAAUACUGGACAAGCUGAUGGCACUCCUGGCCUUGAUUUGAAUGUGGCAGAAGCCUGGGAGCUGGGAUAUACAGGGAAAGGUGUUACCAUUGGAAUUAUGGAUGAUGGAAUUGACUAUCUCCACCCGGACCUGGCCUCGAACUAUAAUGCCGAAGCAAGUUAUGACUUCAGUAGCAACGACCCCUAUCCCUACCCUCGGUACACAGAUGACUGGUUUAACAGCCACGGGACCCGAUGUGCAGGGGAAGUUUCUGCCGCGGCCAAUAACAAUAUCUGUGGGGUUGGAGUGGCAUACAACUCCAAGGUUGCAGGUAUCCGGAUGCUAGACCAGCCAUUUAUGACAGACAUCAUUGAGGCCUCCUCCAUUAGCCACGUGCCCCAGCUGAUCGACAUCUACAGCGCCAGCUGGGGCCCAACAGACAACGGGAAGACAGUGGAUGGGCCCCGAGAGCUCACUCUACAGGCAAUGGCUGAUGGUGUGAACAAGGGCCGAGGCGGCAAAGGCAGCAUCUACGUGUGGGCCUCUGGGGAUGGAGGCAGCUACGAUGACUGCAACUGCGAUGGCUAUGCCUCGAGCAUGUGGACCAUCUCCAUCAACUCAGCCAUCAAUGAUGGCAGGACAGCCUUGUACGACGAGAGCUGCUCCUCCACUUUGGCUUCCACCUUCAGCAAUGGAAGGAAAAGAAACCCCGAGGCCGGAGUGGCAACCACAGAUUUGUAUGGCAACUGUACUCUGAGGCAUUCUGGGACAUCUGCAGCAGCUCCAGAGGCAGCUGGGGUGUUUGCUCUGGCUUUAGAGGCUAACCUGGAUCUAACCUGGAGAGACAUGCAGCAUCUGACUGUGCUCACCUCGAAACGAAACCAGCUUCAUGAUGAGGUUCAUCAGUGGCGGCGGAACGGAGUUGGCCUGGAAUUUAAUCACCUAUUUGGUUAUGGGGUCCUUGAUGCAGGCGCCAUGGUGAAAAUGGCUAAAGACUGGAAAACUGUGCCCGAGAGAUUCCACUGUGUGGGAGGCUCAGUGCAGGACCCUGAGAAAAUACCAUCCACUGGCAAGCUGGUGCUGACCCUCACCACUGAUGCCUGUGAAGGGAAGGAAAAUUUCGUCCGCUACCUUGAACACGUCCAAGCUGUCAUCACUGUCAAUGCAACCAGGAGAGGAGAUCUGAACAUCAACAUGACUUCCCCUAUGGGUACCAAGUCCAUUUUGCUGAGUCGGCGUCCAAGGGAUGAUGACUCCAAGGUGGGCUUUGACAAGUGGCCUUUCAUGACCACCCAUACUUGGGGUGAAGAUGCCCGUGGAACCUGGACCCUGGAGCUGGGGUUUGUUGGGAGCACACCCCAAAAGGGGGUGUUGAAGGAGUGGACACUGAUGUUGCAUGGCACACAAAGCGCCCCUUACAUUGACCAGGUAGUGAGGGAUUACCAGUCUAAGUUGGCCAUGUCUAAGAAGGAGGAGCUGGAGGAAGAGCUGGAUGAAGCUGUGGAGCGAAGCCUGAAAAGCAUCCUGCACAAGAACUAGUGUUGUACCCUGGCUCCAACGUCUCCCUCUCUCCCCCAUCUCUGCCUCUGCCCUCGCUCCAUACUCUGUCAGGCACCUAGCAACUAUCACCCCCACACAAGCAAUUCCAACUUCUUGAUCUGAAGCUUCGCUCACUGUCAAUGAUUAUUUCCAUUACAAUGGAAGGAAUCUUUUUUAUUCUAUGCCCCAAAUAUAGUGUUCCCACCAACACCUAUGUUCUAUUUGUGACUCUAGGUUCUUUAUUUGUGUCAUUUAAAUAGGUGUUAUCCUGCAAACAAAACUGGGACAACUUUCCCCUCUAUUUUUUCAUAUCUGAGAAGAGAAGAGAAUGCAUUUAAAAAGGUACAAAUGGUAACUCCAAGAAAAAGCUACAGAUGGUUUAUUCAUGGUCUCAGCAAACCUGUUACAUAAAAAGAAAAAUCAAAGAUUGUUACCAAGGGUGAGCUCUGAAUCUCUUAAAGCAGGAGAGAUGUUGUAAAUGUCUUGGGGAAAGGUGUUUUAAACUUAGCAAGAUUUCUUCAGUGGUGUAGAUGAAGGUGGUGUGAUUCAAAAGAUGCCAUCCAUGAGAGCCCUAAUUACCAGAGAGGGAAGAGUCAAAAAGCAUGAGCAUUGGAAAUCUACCACCAAUGCCAGCAUCAUAACUUAUCCUACUCAGACAGCAUGGCAAAUAUAAAACCUAUGUAGCUUGGCUGUCUUUUCACCAGCUACUGCUCUGAGUUACGGUAGAAUAUUCUAGAGGAGCCCAAGUUACUCUUAGUCUGUAUA
This is a messenger RNA of Pteronotus mesoamericanus, 2976 nucleotides long. RefSeq names its product proprotein convertase subtilisin/kexin type 2 (gene PCSK2). Bases 295 to 2211 code for a protein of 638 amino acids. The transcript is spliced from 12 exons. Gene Ontology annotation, biological process: peptide hormone processing. The record is from RefSeq and is a predicted model, not a curated record. NCBI's taxonomy places the organism in Eukaryota, Metazoa, Chordata, Mammalia, Chiroptera, Mormoopidae. Gene Ontology annotation, cellular component: neuron projection; membrane. Gene Ontology annotation, molecular function: serine-type endopeptidase activity.